Caenorhabditis auriculariae is the source of this 15612-nucleotide messenger RNA. The record is from the annotation of a GenBank genome assembly. Lineage: Eukaryota; Metazoa; Nematoda; Chromadorea; Rhabditida; Rhabditidae.
AUGACCAAGGACCGGCUACAGGCGCUCAAAGUGCGUUGGGAUUCCAUUUUCUAUCAUUUUGAAGAAAAAUCUCAAUUUUGGAGAUAUUAAGAGGCUCAAGGACUGGUAGAAAUUAAGAUUUUAAUUCAAAAAAAAAGUUUUUUCUGAAAUUCCGUCCAACUUUUCAUUAAAAAUCCCCGGAUUUAUCAUUUUUUCCUAGAGUUUUUCAAGACCAGAUCUUGUUUUUUUUUUUAUUGAAAUAAGGUAGAUUUUUUUGGUUUUUUUCAAGGUUCAUUAGCUCCGAAAAAUUUUUUUAAUUUAACAAACAAGAUAAAAUUUUUUUAAAUUUCACUCAAAUUUUGACGAUUUUUUUAACAUAUGAUAUUCAAAAAAAUUUUUUUGAUUCAUUUUUUGAGAAAAAAAUAACCAAGUUAAUCUCUUGUUUUUUUAGUUUUUAUUUUUUUCGAAUUUCAAGACCCUGAUUCAUCGACAAAAAAACACGUGAAGAAAUGACGAAAAACUGAAAAAUCGAAGAAAAAUCAAAUAAAAAAUUUUUUUGAAUUUCAACGAGAAAAAAAAUUUCCUUUUUUUAAAUUCAAGUUUCAAAGAAAAAAAUGUUCUAAUUUGGUUUUUUUCUUGUAUUUAUCGGUACUUUUUUUCAGGCGGCGCAGUCCGAAGAUGAACAAGACGAGGACAUGCACGUCGACACCGGAAACGCCCAAUAUAUGGAGGAGUUUUUCGAGCAGGUAUGCUUUUUUGUCGGAAAAAUAGGUUCUGAAACGAAAAUGCUGCUUUUUUAAUGAUUUUUUGGCUUUUUUGUGCUUCUGGAAUUUUUUUUUCUUUUCAUGAAGGGUUUUCUAAGCUUUAAGUGAUAAAACUUCAUUGAUUUCACCGGCUUUUCUUGUAUUUUUUGGAUUUUAAAAAUUUUAGUUGAGUUUUUAUUGCAACAGUUUUCAAUGGGAAGAUCAUUUUAAGGGUUUUAAAGGGAAAGAAAUCGAUUUUUAAGGGGUUUUUGGAGAAAAUAAAAUAUUUUAAGGGAUUAGGAAGGUUAGAGGGUGAUUUGAGGUCAUAUUUAUGGAUAAUAUUGAGAAAUUCCAGGUUUGAAAGUGGUUUUUGAAGAAUUUGAGAAGAAAUAAUAAUUAACUUGGGUUUUAUUUGAGAAUAAUUCAAUGGAAAAUCGAUACCAGAAAAAUUUAGAAGAGCAAAUUUUGAAUUUCAACUCAUUUUCUCACCAUUUUUUGUUUAUAACUGUUUCACCUUGAUCUAAGAGCCAAAAAAGGCUUAUUACCCAUAUCAGUUUCCCGAAAAAAAUGUUGAUAAUUAGUUCAAUUUUUCGCCAAUUUGCACACUCUCUCUGUAUCAAAAGCGUUCCCUCUCCUCAAUAUAUUUCCUCCCCUUUUUUUCCUACUCCCCCUAGUUUUCUUUUCACAAUAGAAUGGAGAAGCGGAAUAACAAAGUCUCAGCCUUGUUGGACAGGGGAAUUUUCGAGUAUUUCUCGGAAAAAAGAUGGAGCAGCAGCGCGUUCCCUUAGGUGAACUAGGAAGUUUUUUUGGUUCUUUUCUUCAAAUUACUAAUGAAAAUCUCGGAUUUUGUGGGUAAAAACGCGGAAAACGGCUCUUCCCCUUGAGACCUUUAUAGAUUUGGUCCAUGAGCCUUUAAACAUAUGCAAGACUUUGAUUAAAAUUUAGAUAGAGAAAUAUGAAAAAGUCUAAGUUUUUUUAAGGCUGUAAAUUUGCGGAAGUCGAUGAAUUUGUGGAUAAUUUUUCUACAUUUUUCAUUUUUUUAAUGUUUAAGGAUUUUUUUCAAGAUUCCAUGGGAAUACAUAGGAAAGUACUUUUUGAACAAAAGUUAUUAAAAAAAGCUUGAUUUUUUUGCGAUUUUUUUGAGGCUUAUUUUUCAAAACUUGAGUAUUCAAAAGAACAAAAAAAGUUACUAGGAAAAUUUUUUCACCGAGUUUAAUUAUUAUGAAGGUCAAGCUUUAAAGGCUUCCGAGUAAAUGCGCUCUAAAGAUAAUCUUAUAAAAUUUCUUUGUAUUUGUUAACCUUUUCAUUUUCUCAGGUCCGCAUAUGAAAAAUAUAAAGAAAAUGAAUUGAAAACAAAUAUUCCGACAUUUUUCUAAUUUUUAUCCAGCUGUUAAGAUGUAAAAUUCUGAACCCAUAAAAAUGUCGAUUUAUGCGCAUUUUUCAAGCUUUCUCCUGCUCAUUUUCACAGAAUCGCAUAUGAAAACUAUAAAAAAAGAACGAAUGUCAAACCGACUGCGCGCCGGGGCGUUGUUGGCAAUUAAAUUUGCACCGCAAAUUGCAUUUCGCAACCUUCUCCCGCGCGGCUCUCCGCGUUCCCAAAUGUAUGAGACAAUCCGUCUCUUUCUCUCCCUCCAAUUGUAUAUGAUGUUUCUUUUUUUCCACUUUUUUUUGGACCCCAAACAUGCACAAAACGACAGAAAAAAGCGUUGAAUACACGAUGGGCAAUGCAAGCGGAAUGCCGUGAAAUUUCCCCCGGCCCAACGAUUAGGAAAACGGAAAAAAAAAACACUGCGAAAAAAAAAGUUUCCUCCGGCUAAAGUCAUUUGGAGAGAUUUGAAAGCGAGAAGGCGCAAUUAGGAUCGAAUCGCCCGCGGGAUUUUCCCCCUUUUGAGCAUAUUUUAUAGGGCUAAUGAGCCAAUUUGAGGCCGGUGAGUUAUUCGAAUUUUUGGAGAUUUUUGGAAGAGGGCUAAAGAAGCUUUGGUUGGGUACAAGGGUAGAGAGAGGUGUUAAAAAAAUAGUGGGAUCAGGAAAAGUUUCAUAAUUCUUUCAGCAUAAUUGUAGUUAGGGGAAAAAGAUCUACAGAUUUUUAGAAAUUAAAUAAGCAUCAUUUAGGAAGUUGAUGAGUGGAUCUGAGGUUAAGCCGGUAAUUUUUUUGAAUUUUGGACGUUUUUGGAGUCUUUAAGCUUUUAUUUUGUCUCGAGUAUUGAAAGAGAUUUUGAAAAAAAGAUUACAGAACCAAAAAAUUUGUAGGAUUGCGAAAAUUGUCCACUUCUUUCAGUGAAAUUGUAGAUAGGGAAAAAAUCUAAAAAGGUUUGAUUUUUGGGAAAAAGGGCUCUUUUUGAGCAUUUUUAAUAAGGUUCAUGAGUCUAUCUGAGGUCUUGGGAGGAUGCUGAAGAUGUGAAUUUUUUUUUUUUGAAGGAGCGUAAGUCGUUUUAAGGUCGGGUGAUUCUUCAUAAUAAGCUUUGAGUGGUUCUCCAUGCUUCUACCUUCUUUUAUAAUUGAUUAUGUAUUUUUUAUUGUUUUGCGGAAAUUUAACUAAUUAGCCUCAAAAUUGAACCUCAACUUAUUCAGCUUCAACAGUUUUCGUUCAGCCAUGUUUCAAAAUUUCUUAUAGCCUGUUUGCCAACCUUUGAAAUUUCACCGAACGACAUUCCGCUGUUUUGCCGCGUGCGGUCGCGUAGCGGUUUUGCCUUUGCGAAGCGCUUAAAAUUUUUUAUUUCUUUUAAGUACUAGAUUUUGAUGCGUUCCAAAUAAGACAGUCUAUCUACAAUAAUUGAUAAUCAAUUAAAAGCGCGACCGAGAUUCGCAAAGGCAAAGACGCUACGCGACCGCACGCAGCGGAACAGCGGAGUGUCGUUCAGUGAAAUUUCAAGUGUUGGCACACAGACUAUAUGAAGACUGCUCUUCUUUUCAAUAUGAAUCUUCCAAAUUUCAAAAAAAAAUUUUCAAGAGGGUAUACAGAAGUUAAGUUUUAUAAGUCAAUUUUGAUUAAUUAAACUUAUUUUUCUUUCUUAAAUUACUGAAAAUUGUACCAGCAACGUUACCUUGGGAUCUCUUUGCUUCAAAUAACUUUAGUUUUUCAAGUUUUUACAAGGCUGUACUCCUUUUCUUGUUCCAAAAUGUCCUAGAAGUCAAAAAUUGACCCCAAAAUCUUAUUCAAACUUCUGAAAGCGUUCAACUUCGGGACCAGCGGAACCUCUAUUGAUUCUCACCCAUUCUUUCUUCUCUUCCUGAGUUGGACCAAACUCAACCCGGGGCUUGCCCCCCACUCUUCUUCUCGUUCUCGAGUCGUCUUUUUCCCGCCCGUGCUUCUUGGCUAGUUUCUCUCCUUCUGAUGUGCAACGCGCACUCUUUGAAUCGGAAUUGGCCCGUUGGAAGGGGGCUCACACGCCACUUGAAACACUUGAUCUUCUCUGAGUUAUGGCCGACGGAAAUGUUCGCUGCUUCCUUUUUUCGGAAGAUGGAGAUAUCCGUUGCACUCGGCCGUCUUUUCUUGGAAGGGGGAGAAUUGAGGUUUUUUUGCAGGAGAUGUUUGAGAGUUUGUCGAGGCGAUAUACUUAUGAGUAUUUUUGGUUUUUAGGAUUAAGAAGCUUCGGAAGGCGCGGAUGAUAAAAAAAUAGCCCUGCCUUUAAAUGGACAAAAAAAUGGGGGCGGGGGAGAAAAUAAGGUUUUUUUGCAGGAGAUGUUUGAGAGGUUGUCGAGGCGAUAUACCUAUGAGUACCUCGUUUUUUUAGGAUUAAGAAGCUAAGACAUUGAUUAUUAGAAAAAAAGGCCCUACCUUUAAAAUGGACUCAAAAUGGGGGAAGGUUUAAAAUUUUGAACGCGGCUAAAAAAACAGAUUUUUUUCACCAAAACAGCUCAACCUUUGUUCAUAGUGAUGACCGUUUACUUCCAUAAAAUCAGCUCAUUUCAUUUUUUUAUUUCGAAUCGCUCACUUUUGAAAAUUUAAGACUGUUACGAAAUUCAGAUUGAGAGAAUUUCGGACUAAUUAUGGCUUUAUUCAAGCUCCUUCUUGUUUCAAACCCAUCUCUGGAGAUUCGCCAGAUCCUCUGUGCUUGAAAAAUUGCCCAUAAACGUGUAGAACCAAAAAAAGGAAGGAAAGAAAGCUGCGCACGAUGUUGGUGGUGUUGGCGGAUGGGCGUAGGAUGAAUGAUGGGAAUAUUUGAAAAAAGAUGAGAAACAUUUGGUUUCCGGGCAGUUUUUCGUGUCGAAUCCUGUUCUUCAAGGCGAAAAUCUGUCGGAAAAUUGAAAAAUUGGUUUUUUAUGGCUUUCCAGGAUCAUUAACUAACCGAAAAAUGGCCUUCAGCAAGACUUAUUUUGUUUCCAAGUUAUUUUUCACUGAGAAAAUUAAUUUUUUCACUUCGUAGGAACCGAAAUUUGUUUUUUAUUGAAGGCUGCUUGAAAUUAUUGCUUUAAAAUUGCUCUCCAAGUUCAAAAAAAAAGUAUUCUCUGUAGACGCUUCAUACCUAAUCAAACCAUUUUUUGUCCUUCUAAAGCUCCAAAUCCCCCUCCAAAGACCUUCCACUCGAAAAAUCGCCCAUAAACGAGCAAAACCAAAAAAGGAAAGAAAGCUGCUGACGAUGUUGGUGGCGGAUGGGCGUAGGAUGAAAGAUGAGAAGAUGGCAUCCUCGGAUGAGUGCGUGAGUGUUGUCUUGCUGCUGGUUGCUGAGGUGAAAAUGCUCUUUUUUUCCAUGCCUUCGCUGGGAGAAGAGUGCUGGAAGUAGUAGUUGUGUCGAGGGGAGGACUGGCAUUCAUUUCCCCUUCUUCUUCUUGCCUCUCCCACGCCUUUUUGGAAAUGCGAAAACUCAUUUUGGUCGACCACUAGGCGAAGAUCAACGCCUUUAAUUUAUUUCUUUCCGUCCAAACUGCCUUUGGAGUUGCACUCCGGAGAAGAAGAGAAAUGGGGAUUUUUGAAGGGGAGAGCUCUUCGGAGAGGAUCUGGGAUAAAUGGCGGAAACAUUGCUCCAUGGCUAAUUGUUACCAUAUGACGGCGCUUUAUGGCUAAAUUGACAGAUUAGAAAGAAAGAAAAAAUCAUGUGAAAUAACAGCCUUUCAAACUUGAGCUUGUAUGCUCUAUGGCUAAUUUAAAUGAUUUGAGAGAAAAAUGGGGAAAUAAGUUGAACUUUGCAACACUUUUCCCUUUAACGUGAACCUGAGUGUUUCUAGUGACCGCUCUAAUGGCGUCAGUACUCUUUAGUGAUCCCUAGAAUCCAUCAGAAACCUCCGGGGUGCGUCUGAUUUUGAAAAAAUUGGAAACCUUGCUCCAUGGCUAAUUGGUACCAUAUGACGUCUAUAGCUGGAUUGACAGAUUAGAAAAAAAAUGUGUGAAAAAACAGCCUUCCUAACUUGAGCUUGUAUGCUCUAUGGCUAAUUUAAAUGAUUUGAGAGAAAAAUGGGGAAAUAAGUUGAACUUUGCAACACUUUUCCCUUUAACGUGAACCUGAGUGUUUCUAGUGACCGCUCUAAUGGCGUCAGUACUCUUUAGUGAUCCCUAGAAUCCAUCAGAAACCUCCGGGGUGCGUCUGAUUUUGAAAAAAUUGGAAACCUUGCUCCAUGGCUAAUUGGUACCAUAUGACGUCUAUAGCUGGAUUGACAGAUUAGAAAAAAAAUGUGUGAAAAAACAGCCUUCCUAACUUGAGCUUGUAUGCUCUAUGGCUAAUUUAAAUAAUUUGAGAGAAAAAUGGGGAAAUGAGUUGAACUUUGCAACACUUUUCCCUUUAACGUGAACCUGAGUGUUUCUAGUGACCGUUCUAAUGGCGUCAGUACUUUUUAGUGAUCCCUAGAAUCCAUCAGAAACCUCCGGGGUGCGUCUAAUUUUCGUUACCGAAACACGACUUUCCUACGAUUUUUGUUAGAAGCUCCAUUUUUAUCACAUAUUUUCCACUUAAGGUCGAAGAAAUACGAGGGAGCGUGGACCUGAUCGCCAACAAUGUCGAAGAGGUCAAGAAAAAGCACUCGGCAAUCCUCUCAAAUCCAGUUAAUGAUCCCAGUUAGCAUCGCAGCGACAUUCCCUCGGAAUAAUUGGCUUUCCUUGCAGAAACCAAGGAGGAACUCGACGAGCUCAUGGCCAGCAUCAAGAGGACCGCUAAUAAAGUCUAAAAACUAUUUUUAAUGAAGAAAAUGUAUAAAUUCUAGGUCCGAGGGAAGCUGAAGCUCAUCGAAAACGCGAUCGAACACGAUGAAUCUUCUGGCGCCGCAAAUGCCGAUUUGAGAAUCCGAAAAACUCAGCACAGUACUCUGUCCAGACGAUUUGUUGAGGUGAUUUUUUGGGUCUUAUCAGGAAAAAAAAGGAAAAAAAUUUAAAUGGGAAUGGUGAAAACCCAGUGUAUCUUAUCCAUGUAGACGAGGAACUUUUUUUAAUCAAAAAUAUUUUUUUCUCUCGUGCAAAGUCGGAAAGGGUGGAAAAAGGCUUCAUAGAAAUGUUCCUAUUAGGGUGAAAAAUGCUUCUUUUUUGUUGCCUUUUUGGGCCAUUUCAUCGGCCAUUAUGAACCAUUUUUGCUGCCUUUUUCUUUUUCCACCAUUUCUUAAGCCUUUGAUGUUCUUUAAAAAUGGAAAGCUCGAUAAAGGGAAUCGUUUUGCUGCUGUUCUGGGCCCUUUUUGCUGCCUUUCUGCGGCCUUUUAUGAGCAUCUCUUUUUUAGCGGUCAUUAUAACAAUUUCCGGCUUUGCACGAGUUGGUAUAUUUCAUCUUUAAGUUAGGAAGUUCAAAAAAUAACGAGAAGGUGAAGGAGAUUUGAAAAAAAAUGUUUCUUUUGGAGAGCGCUUUUUUUCUUUCACAACUAGGUUAUUUUACUUGGCGACUUGGAUUUUCCUACAAAUUUCCCCAAACGCUCUCUGAAAGUUAAGAAAAACGUCCUUCAUAGUCGCUACUCGGCCCAACUUUUAGUUUUCGAAAUAAUCAUUUUUGAAGCUCGAAAAGUUAGGCUCAAAGCCCAUAUUUUGCAAAUUUGAAAAGUUAUAUCUCAAAAACUAGAAAUUUACGCAGGUAGGGACUAGGAGGGAUCGUAAUCUAGACUUUCAGAGUGUUUGAGGAAUGUAUUCUUGUAGAUAAUUAUUUUUUAAUGUUCGAUAAGUUAACCCAUAUUUCGCAUUUUCAUCUUCGAAGCUGUGAGCGAUGAAGGGACCGAUUCUUAAACUUUGAAAGAAUGUUUCCGCAAAUUUAUAGGAAGUUUAAAACCGCGAAGUCGAGAGACCUCCUUGUAGGAAAUUAGUUAAAAUUCAAAAAUUAACGUCUCAAAAAUUAGAAAUUUCCGCAGGUCGCAACUAUAUGCAUACAUGGGAUAGUCUCGAUGAGAAAUGAAAAAAAAGGGGGGUGGACAUGGCAAAAAAACGAGAAAAUGCGGGGGGUUGGCAAAACCGUAAAAAAAGAACAUUUACAUCUUCCGGUGUCAACCUGUAAGUCAAUAAAUUAACAAAAAAACAAAUCGUUUUUUUCCUCGAGCAUGGGGCGGGGGGCUUGGCAAUAAGUUGUGGGGGAGGGGGGAUUUAGCUGUCGCCAGUCAUGCUCAUCCCAUGUAUGACUAUAAGGAAUCAUAAUCUCAACUUUCAGAGAGUGUAAAAAGCUAAUUUUCAGAAAAUCCCAAACCGCAAAGUAAAAUAACCUCACUUUUAGCAUUUCUCAUGAUUUUAAGAAGAUUUUAAGCUCAAACCAUUCAGUGAAAAAGAAAUGGGGAUAUUUAAGGUUAUGACGGAUUACAACAAGACGCAAACCGACUACAGAGAAAGGUGUAAGGGAAGAAUCCAGCGACAAUUGGAUAUUGGUAGGCUUUUUUUCAUUCCCAAUGUAUUUUUGUUUCGUUUUGAGCCUUUGUUUCAAAUUUUCAUAUUUUUCGUUCCCUUUUUAGCCGGAAAACAAGUUGGCGAUGAGGAUUUGGAAGAAAUGAUCGAAAGCGGAAAUCCGGGCGUCUUCACCCAAGGAAUCAUUACCGAUACUCAACAGGUUCUUUUUGAAUAUAUUCAGACUUGAAUCAGAAUUUUUUUCCAGUAGAAGGCUUCAAGUGAAAAUGAAAAAUAUCAUAUUUUCCUCCGAUUGUGCUUUUUUUGUGUUUUUUUAAAAUUAGACACAAAAAUUCUACAGCUUUUCAAUUUUGUGAAAAAAACUUUGAAUAUAACUUUUGAAUCAUUCAAAUCUGGAAAAAUUGGAAACUUUACUUUUUCCCUAUAGUUUUCCCUGUUCAAAUUUUGAUCAAGGAGUUGAGGAAAUGAUCGAAAAUUCUCAGUUGUCCAGGUUUUGGAUUGGAUGUUUCUCUCAAAAAAGGCUUCCAUUUUUUUUUACUCAAUCAGCUUCUUCUCCAUGUAGGAAAAAUUCGAGGGGUCGGAUUAAAUCUCACAAGGAAAAUUUUUUAAGGAAAAAUCGCAUAUCUGGUCCAAACUUCUGUCGUAGAUAGUUUCUUAGUACCCUAUGGCGCUUGGCAGAUGAUUCUUUUGUUUUCGAAUGCUAAUACCUGGGACUACCUACCACAGGAGUUUGAACCAUAUCUGCGAUGUCAGUGAGAGCAGAAAUGAAUACCGACCUCUUGCGGGGGGAGAAAUGAAACAACCAGACUUCUAACUGUACCACUCUCAUUUUUUUAUUCUACUUCAUUUUUGUAUAAAUUAUUUUUUUCUCCAGGCCAAACAAACGCUGGCCGACAUCGAAGCCCGUCACAACGAUAUCAUGAAACUGGAGAGCAGCAUCCGGGAACUACACGACAUGUUCAUGGACAUGGCGAUGCUCGUCGAAAGCCAAGUUAUUCUCCACUCCUUCUUUUUUUUUUCGCCCCGCCACAAAUUUAUUCAAUUUCCCGCAGUUUCUGCCCAAAAAAAGAAAGAAAAUUGAAUCGGCUCCGUUUCCCAAUCGCUUUUUGUUUACGGUCGUUAUUUAAUAAUGUAUGGGAACUCGUUUUUUUUCGCCUUUUUUUGGUGGGAAGUGUUGAAAAUUACAUUUUGGCUCUGUUUUUGAUAUCAUAAUCUGAUGAAGUGCUUAGGAACGCUAGAGUGGUCCCUAUGGGGGCAACUUUAGGGACCUUGAGGGACCACUUUAACAGCCCCUAUAUGGGGCACUAAAGCUUGCAAAAAUGGUCUUUAUUCGGGUUUGAGUUAGUGGCCAAUGCAGUUCUCGGUAUAGUACUUAAAAAUGCCGGAGUGGUCACUAUAGGGGCAACCUUAGAGAUAUUUGAAAUUCCCCCUCUAGGGACCACUUUACCAACCCCUACAGGGGCCACUGAAUUUUGCAAAGAUGGUCUGUGUAGGGGUUUUAGGUAAUGCCAAUAUAAUUAUUGGUGAAGUACCUAGGAACGCUAGAAUGGUCUCUAUAGGGGCAGCCGUAGAGGCUUUUGAAGUUUCCCUUCUAGGGAACACUUUUCAUCCCCUUAUAGGGCCCUAAAACUUGUAAAAAUGGCACAGAUAGAGGUUUUAGUUAGUGGCCCCUGUAGGGGUCGUUCUUUAUUAAUAACUCUAUGAGAAGAAGCAUUCUUAGGCGAAAGGCGGGUCAGAUCUCAAAUCCCUAUAAGGAUCUCUUAAAAUUUAUCCUUAUAGGCAUCACUUUUUGUCCCCUAUAGGGACUGUUCUUCCCGAACCUUUUAGAUAUCAUUCUGGCGUUUCUAAGAUUUAUAUGAUCAUUCUUUCCUAAAAAUGUUCAUAUGAAUCUUUCAAGGUUCGUUUCUUGGUUCGGAAGUGUUUUUAUAAGUUUUAGAAUUAUUUUGAACCAUUUUAAAAAAAUAUAUGAAGUUGUAGAUAUUUUUAUUGGAAAGAUUAGUGCAAUAGUGUGUGAAAAUCAUUGGUAACGGUUUUUUUUUGUUGUGAAAAUAUGGAUUUUUUGAAUAUUUCAGAGGAAAACGGAGGAGGUUCAAGAAGUUUUAGGAUAUGUUUCAAAUGACAGUUGGGAAAAUUCAGGGAGAAAUGGUGGACCGAAUCGAGUACAACGUGGAGCACGCCAAGGAAUUUGUCGACCGGGCAGUCGCCGACACGAAAAAAGCCGUCCAGUACCAGAGCAAGGCCCGACGGGUAACUUUUACUUUCUUUUUUGAGGGUUUCUUCAAAUUGAGCUUCAAGAGUUGGCUUUUUUUGAUUUCUAAACACAAAAUCUAAAAAAAAUUCAAUUUUUUUCCUGUGCGAAACGGAUCUUUUUUUCGAGGUUUUGGAGCCAAAAAUCUAUAAAACACUCAUUUUUUUCCUAUGGAAAUUUCAUCUUUUUUUCGGUUUUUUUAAGUCCAAAAUUUACGAAAAGAAAGCAUUUUUUUAGUGAAAAACUCAUCUUUUUAAGCCUUCUAAGUCCGAAAUCUAAGAAGAGAAGUCAUUUUUCCCGUGGAGAACUCAAAUUUUUUCGAUUUCUAGUUCCAAAAUCUACAAAAAUUUGCAGUUUUCCUGUGGAGAACUCAUCUUUUUCAAAGCUUUUAAGUCCAAAAUCUACGAAAAGUAGGCGUUUUUUGUGGAAAUCUCAUUUUUUUUUAAGCCUAAAAUCUACAAAAUACACGAUUUUUCUGUGUAAGCUUAUCUUUUGAAGAUUUUUAAACCAAAAUCUAAAAAGAAAUUUUUCUCUUAUUAAAAAAAAAUCAACCAUUCAUUAUUUCAAAAAAACGAGUUUGAUUAUUUGAAUAUUUUCUAGUUUCGGCGAAAAAACUGCUCCAAAAAAGGCUUUUUUUUCUGGAAAAGUGUCAAUUUUAACACCAAAUUUUCCUAGGCGAUCCAUUAUUGUUGUCAAUUUUUAGGAAGCUUAAUUUUUUUAGAUAUCCUCUUAUUUUUUUUGGCCACUCUGCACGGCUUCCGGCUUUUGUCUUGUCUGGUCUCGUGUGUGUCAUUAUGCGUCUCUUUUUUCGUUCUGUUUUGUUUCUUUCUGCAUGUGUGGAUGUGUCAGUGCAAUUGCGUGUGAAAUUGUGAGUGUGCUGUGUGAAGUUUUUAUUGGGGCACUCGGAAAUUUUCUUCUUUUUUGGGGGAUUUUGAUGAGAAAAUAGAGUGGAGUAUGGAGCUGGAUAAGGGAGAUUUUUUUGGAACCAAUCUUUAGUUUGAUUUUUUUGAGGGGUGGGGGGGGUUGUCUUGCGGAUUUUUUUCAAGAGAAGUAAUUGAAAUUCAGUAGUGGAUAAGUGAUUUUUUCAGAAUUAACUUUUCGUUCACUUAAAUUAAUUUUACGGAGUAAGUUCUCAGUUUUGAGGAGGCUUUUUAUGACAGAAAAAAAGAGGGUUUUUUUCGAAUUGAACGUGUGAAAUUUUUUUCGGAAACAACUUUUCGCUCACUCAUUUUAAUUUUAAUAAGUAAGUUCUCAGUUUUGAGGAAUUUUAGGACAGGAGAAGAGGAUUUUUCGAAUUGAACAUGUGAAACUUUUUCGAACUCAACUUUGAAUCCGAUUGUUUUGAUUUUGCGAAGUAAGGUUCUAUUUCGAGCAUUUUUGAGCUGAAAAUGGAGCUUUCGAGUUGAUUUAUGAUAUCAGAUAUGGUCCGCUAUUCACCAGAAGGAUUUUUUUGAAAAGAAAAAUCAGUUUAAUUGAAGUUUUAAUAAAUGUUAGAACCCCUUUCUUGAUUCUAAGGAGAGGAUCAUUCCGUGGACUAUCGAAAUUAGUGGACUUUUAUGGAAUCGAUUGGACCCUAGUUGUUGCUUUUUGAAAUUUGUGUGGUGAAGUUCUCAUGAUAAAAAAGGUUUUAUCAGAUUUCCAUAGCUGAUAGCCAAGAAAAAGCGAUUUUUCAUUUAUCAUCAGAAAAACGCGAAAUUCAGCAGUUUUUCAAGCCCGUUAUGUGUUGGGUCAUAAAUUUCGAACAAUGAGCUGAAGUUUUUCGAACUAAACAACUUGUCAAAAUGUUCUCCCCAGGGAGAAGAAGCUCAUUUCGAAAAGGAAGUUGAGGCUUUUUGGAAAGUUUUCGAAUGGGUGAGGUUAUAGUUAUCGAUUUUAAACUGCGAAAUUUUUUUUUUCAUUUAAAAAAACAGUUGUAUUGAUUGUUUUUUUCGUUUAGAAACUUUGAAGUUAAGUGAAUUUGUUAUAUAGCUUUUUCUGGGAGAAUUAUGUUAGAAAGACGAUUUUUCAAUAUAUCAAUCGUUUUCCAAGAACAUGUACGUUUCAUAGAGGGUUCAAGAAUGGGAGCUACGACAAGAACUAGUUUUCCAUUAGCGGAGGGUACAUAUAUAUUUCCUUUUUUUUUUGGCUUUUUUUCAAGAUUUACAUUUUUCUCGAUGAUAAUUGGUCGACAAAGAACAGUAUCAAAAAUAAAAUGAAAAAUAGAAUCCAAAAAAAACUCGGAGAUGAAGUCACGCAACAAAAGUGUAUGCACGCAAUGCGCAUUUCCGCAUACAGUACUCCUCGAAAAUGGAAAACUCGCUCUUUUUGUAGCACCCCAGACGGAGAAUUUGGAAAAAGCGUUAUUAUUGAGUUAGAACUAAUUCGGUCACGUGGAAAUCUAGUCAGCAAGAUUUUUUAAUUCAUGGAAAUAUUUAGCCGACUUUUAUAGUCUCUGUGCCACGACUUGAAAAUUUUUCAUUAACAAAAACAGUUAUAUUGAUUGUUUUUUUUUUCGUUAAGAAACUUUGAAGUGAAGGAAUUUGUUAUAUACCUUUCCUUUGGGAUUAUUAUGUUAGGAAGGCCGAUUUUUCAAAAUCUCAAUCAUUUUCCAAGUACAUGUACGUUUCAUAGAGGGGUCAAGAAUGAGUGCUACGACAAGAACUAGUUUUCCAUUUGCGGAGGGUACAUAUAUAUUUCCUUUUUUUUGGCUUUUUUUCAAGAUUUGCAUUUUUCUCGAUGAUAAUUGGACGACAAAGAACAGUAUCAAAAAUAAAAUUGGAAAAAAAAUUCGAAAAAAAAACCCCGGUGACGUCACGCAAGAGAAGUGUAUGCACGCAAUGCGCGUUUCCGCAUACAGUACUCCUCGCAAAUGGAAAACUCGCUCUUGUCGUAGCACCCCAGACGGAGAAUUUGGAAAAGCGUUAUUAUUGAGUUAGAACUAAUUCGGUCACGUGGAAAUUCAGCCGAAUAGAUUUUUUUUAUUCAUGGAAUUAUGUGUUAAGCUGACCUUUAGGAUUUUCUUUUGGAUUUUAUUCAUUUAUUUAGUUUUCCCCGUUCCCAUCAAUUUGGAACUUUCAGAAAAAUUUUCUCACAAGUUUUGUAGAGAUUAACGUAGGAAGACCCCAUAUAGGGAAUUUAUCGAUUGUGAGCUGGAAAAGCGGCUUUUGAGGCUUCUUUAAUCCGUGUGGCCAUAUUUUAUGGAUGUGUUCCACUAGGGAUUUGUGUAGGCUUUCUCUUUUCUGCCUUCUUUCCCGCAGUUUAAGCUGGGAUUUGAACGUGGGCUUGUUAGAACUUGAUCAUAUGGGGGAUGAAUAUUUUUGCAAUGAAAUAGAGAUUUUUAUAAUUUAUGACUGGCUUCAAAGUUUCCUGUACUUGAGUUGGGUAGCCAGGAUAUUUUUGACAUUUAUCAAUAGAUUUUUUUUUUCUACGAAUGGUUCAGUUUCUUCAUUUUACGAGUUUAGGUCUUUUUGCACCUAUUUUGAACUGGAGUGAUGGGUUUCAGUUGGAAGAUGGUUUUAGGGAUAUAAUAUGGGGAUAAAGCCAUUUUUUAUGAGGCACCACUAUUAAAAUUCAUUUUUGAACUUUUCUUAACUAAUUCAACUCUGUAUCCUGAGCUAUUUCGGGGAAUUUAACUCAGAUUUUCCUCAUUAUUAAAGAUGAAAGCAUGUCAGAAACAAUAUUUCAAGUUUUUAAUGUUCCGAAAUGCUCAGGAGAAGCAAUAACUUCAGUUAAAAUCUCUUUUUUAACAUUUUUAUGAAGAUCAGCCAUCCAGAAGGAACCUUAUAGAAGUCCUAAAAUGGACAAUGAACGGAAUAACUUUCCGAUAAGAUCCCAAUAACUAUCCUUCCCUAACCGUCAUACCAGAUUUGGACUGACCAACCAAAAAACAAGAAGAUUUUCAGAAGAAAAUUUGCAUAUGUCUGAUCGUGCUGGUGGUGUUGUUGGUGGUUGUUGUGGCGAUCAUUAUCUGGGUGGUCGUCUCGAACACGGCCACCAAAGCCGUCCUCCCAUCCACGUCAUCUGGUUCUUCUGAUUCUUCUCCCUCUUCGAAAUCAUCGUCGUCUUCUGGAACGAACACCCGGCAGCGUGUCGACGCCUAAUUGCCCCGACAAUUUUGCCUUCGCCUCUUUUUUUGUUUCCUCCCGAAGGAAAAAAACUUUAAUGCUGUUUGGCUCGGCGCAGUCUCGAUUUCUAUUCUGUUCUUUUUAGGAGGGAUUCUAAGUUCAAAGGGUUUUUUUGAGGCUCGGUAUAGUCGAUUUCGGAAAAGCUUGAAGCGUCGCGACUUACUUGAAUGAUGACCAAAGGCGCAAGCCGUAUCAAGUCGGGGGCAAACGCUCCGCUGCGCUUCGAGCCAUUCCAAAUGCGACCAGAGGGUUCAAAGUUCUCGCCAGUGAAGUAUAAUAAUAGAUCUCACAGGAUUCUAGUAAAAAAAAAGUCGUUUAGGUACUGUUUUUCCUUUUUUUUUUCUGGUAUGAAUUCUGAAAUUUUUGGACGUGAUUUAAGUUUUGAAGUAACUUCACUACCCAUUCUCGAAAUUUUCAAGUUAAAAAUCGAUUUUUCGAAAUUUUUCAUGGGAGGAAUCAGUUAAUAGAUAGCUGCGUCUUUAAUAUAAUUUAUUAACUUAUUAAUUUAUCAGUUUUUUUCAUUCAAUUGACAGUUUUUUUAAUGGAACUCUAUGCUAUUUUUGGUGUUGUCAUUGGAUUUCUUAUUAUUCGGGGACUCAGAAAAAAACGUGUUGCUUUCGUCGUGAUAUGUUGUCAUUUUUGCAUUUUUCGACGUCGUGAUUGUGUCGUUUUUGUGUAGGAAAUAUUCCCUAAUACAUGACAAUUUCAAAUUUUCAGAAGAAGAUUAUUAUCCUCAUCGUUGUCUCGGUAAUUAUCGUCUUCCUAACGAUGAUCAUCUUGAGUUACCUUCCAUUGCCCUUUUAG